Molecule: messenger RNA, 1845 nt
Organism: Cutaneotrichosporon cavernicola
Lineage: Eukaryota; Fungi; Basidiomycota; Tremellomycetes; Trichosporonales; Trichosporonaceae
Exons: 12
Coding region: 1-1845 (614 amino acids)
Cellular component (GO): spliceosomal complex
Source: RefSeq, a predicted model, not a curated record
AUGUUCAAGCUCCCGUCCCUUCCCGUGGGGAAGGGCUCCAAGAGGAAGAUGUCAGAUCUUCCGUCAGCUGAUGUUUUGAAGCGAUUCAAGCCAGACCCGGAAAGUGUGGAUUCCUCCUCCCAGUCUGGCGCGCGAGCCGCUAGAGUGGAGGACGAUGACGAAGAUCGCGGCCAUCUUGGAAUCUCGGAAGAACCAGUGGAUGAUUUUGAAGAUGAUGAUGAGGAUGGACGGUUCUUUGGCGGCGGCCUGAAUGAAGAGCAAUCUAACAUUCUCGACAUUUUCGACAAAGCUGGGGAUGUUGAAGGCGAAGCCUCGGGUCUGACCUUGCCAGCCGUACGUCGACUGGUCGGCCAGUUCGAGCGGAUUGUAGCCAAGAAUGCCGAACAACGCGGAAAGUAUCCCGAUGAUCCUACCAAGUUCAUCGACUCGGAGGCGGACUUGGACGCGAUGCUCAAGCAGUUCCUGCCAUUGACACAGAACCCAGCUCUGUACUACCCGGAGCUAAUCAGCUCGGGUGUCCUGAAUCUAUUCGCCAACCUUCUUAGUCAUGAGAACACGGAUAUCGCCAUCGACGUGGUGGAGGUUCUUCAAGAGUUGACAGACGAGGACAUUGGUGAGGAGGAGGACGAGUUGGAUGAGGAUGACGUCGACGGUGCUGCGGCAACAAGGCUUGCCUUAGCGCAGAUCGUGGACGAGCUGCUCAAUCACUCAAUUUUCGAACUCUUGGCCUCGAAUCUCCUGCGCCUCAACGAGGCGGAGGAAGCAGAUCGUCAGGGAGUCUUCCACAUACUGGGGAUGUUUGAGAACCUGCUCACCUUCAUGCCGCCACUGGCCGACCAGCUGGUGUCCUCCACCAAGGUUCUUCCGUGGCUGUUGGGACGCAUCAGCAAGUCACCGUUUGACAGCAACAAGCAGUACGCUUCGGAGAUCCUUUCGAUUCUCUUGCAGCGUCGCGCAAACGUUGUCAAAGCGCUGGAUCUCAAUUUUGUGGAAGCGCUGCUCAUGGUCCUUGCUCAAUACCGCAAGACGGAACCUAAGGACGGCGAGGAGCAAGAGUUCAUGGAGAACAUUGUUGAUUGUCUGUGCUCUUUGGUAUCCACCUCGAAAGGACGCGAGCUGUUCUUUGAGGCAGAAGGCGUCGAGUUGCUGCUCCUCAUCUUGAAGAAGAAGCAACUAUCCAGUCUUCGGGCUUUGAAGGUACUCGACUAUGCUCUCCAGAGCGAGGCAGGCUCCAACAGCUGUGAGCGCUUCGUAGAAAUGCUCGGCCUUAAGACCCUGUUCUCGCUCUUCAUGGGCAAGGCAGACAAGAAGAAGCGACAGGCAUCACCCAACUUCGAAGACGACGAGCGCAUCCUACGCAUCGUCGCCACAUUGUUCUCCAACCUACCGUCAGACUCUUCCCCGAGGCUGCGACUGGUGGCCAAGUUUGUCGAGGCCAACUAUGAGAAGGUUGACCGCCUGUUGGAGCUGCGUGAGCUGGCGCAGACGAAGCUGCGUAUUGUUGAGCGGCAGAUCGCCUCCUCCAGAGCCGAGAUUUCUAGGCUUGGGGCCGAGAUCGAUGACGAGCAGAAUCAAGAAUGGUAUCUGAUGCGUCUCGACUCCGGCCUGUUUGCGCUUCAGACUGCUGAUGUCAUCUUGGGUUGGGUUUGUAUGGAGGAUGACGGGAUUAAAGCACAUGUCGACUCACUCAUGGCGCGCAAGAGCCUGUCAAUGGAUGAUGUCGUGAAGGUUCUCAAGGAACGUGCAAGCUACCUCGACGUCGACGAGGAGGAUAUUGACUCCGACGUCCUCCAGCAGCAGCUGGUUCUGGAUGGUUUAAUCAACUUCCUCGGUGGAAGCCCGUAA